Messenger RNA from Pediculus humanus corporis (human body louse), 912 nucleotides. Its product is annotated as Small glutamine-rich tetratricopeptide repeat-containing protein A, putative. Gene Ontology annotation, cellular component: membrane; TRC complex. The record is from RefSeq and is a predicted model, not a curated record. Bases 1 to 912 code for a protein of 303 amino acids. Gene Ontology annotation, molecular function: protein binding; molecular adaptor activity. The transcript has a single exon. Lineage: Eukaryota; Metazoa; Arthropoda; Insecta; Psocodea; Pediculidae. Gene Ontology annotation, biological process: post-translational protein targeting to endoplasmic reticulum membrane.
AUGUCUGAUAAUAAGAAAGUUGUGUAUUCUGUUAUAAAAUUUUUAAAAGACGAGUUAACUUCUUUGAGCCCGGAAGCUUGCGAGAGUAUAGAAGUUGCAAUUCAGUGUUUAGAAAAUGCUUACGAGAUUCAUAAUGAAGAUCCAUCUUUGGACGUAGGAAUUCCUCUGACUCAAAUGUUUGCCAGUCAUUCGGUUCCAACACCACCUUCAAAAGUUGCUACUUCAGCUGAAAAAGAAGAAGCCGAAAAUUUAAAAACUGAAGGAAAUAAUCUAGUUAAAGCGGAAAAAUUUGAAGAAGCUAUACAAUGCUACACUAGAGCCAUUGAGCUAGAUCCAAAUAAUCCCGUUUAUUAUUGUAAUAGAGCGGCUGCAUACAGUAGGUUAAAUAAUCAUCAAGCUACAAUAGAUGAUUGCAAAGCUGCAUUAAAAAUUGAACCCACCUACAGCAAAGCUUAUGGUAGAUUAGGUUUUGCUUAUUCAAGUCUCAACAUGUUUCAAGAAGCAAAACAAAGCUAUAAGAAAGCUUUAGAGUUAGAACCAGGAAAUCAAAAUUAUAUAAAUAAUCUUGAGUUGAAUGAAGGGCUUAGAAAUAUGUCUGAAGGAUCAGUUAAUGGAGGAGUUAAUCGAGUUCCUAAUUUACAAAACUUUAACUUAAAUGCUUUUUUUAGAAAUCCAUCGAUAAUGUCAUUUGCUUCUCAGAUGAUGUCCGAUCCUGCAGUUCAAAAUAUGAUGAGCUCUGCUAUGUUAGAAAAUUGGAAUGGAAAUGGUAAUGAAAUGGAGGCACUUUUGCAAGUCGGUCACAGAGUUGCAGAACACGUUCAAAAUACUAAUCCGGAAUUGUUGGAACAGCUACUCCAGCAAAUGAAUAGUGCAGCAUCUAAUCCUGUCAAUUCCGAACCUAAACCUAAUUAG